GGUCCAACCCACUGCAUGGGUUCUUCGCGGUCUCACAAAAAGACACAUUUACAGCGUCACUCGUCGCCCUCUGGCGACUCCGUCAAAGAUACUCGCCAUCGGCACCGACAUUCACGCGAUUGUUCUUUUCCGGAUACAGAUGUUAAACUGUCAGGUCACAAAUCAAAAGACUCCGGGAAUGUCAACAAUCGAGUUGCUUUGCGUAAAAUUGUGAAACGUGUUUAUCAUAUGGUAGAUGAAGAUAGACAACGCAGUUCAACCGCUCAAAAGCACGAAAAUGAGAAGGUACAAUCACUUGUUCCCGAUUGUGGAUGUCCAAACAAUUGUGGACCUGAGUUGCAGAAACUUCGAGAGUACAUCGCAAACCUACAUCCUUCACUUGUGAAUUCUUCGGUCAACAUGUACGAAUUAGAUCAGCUUGUGGACACUCCUGAGCGCUUACUUUCUGAGGCAUGGAUCACUACAGGCGCCUCAAAGCUUCGUGAGUUAAUGCCGGAAGAUCUACUGGCCAUUUGUUCCCGACGGGAGAAGCGCGGUUCAAAGCAUCCGUCAGGUUCCUACUACGCGAACACACUGUCGGUCGCAAACUCCCUCCCUCCGUUUACUUCUUUCUGCGAAUCUCAGUCUCAGCCGGAUUGUGGUAUUACUGAAUUCUGGCGAAGAUGUUUGUUCGAACUAUUCGAAUUAUCGCCGAGCGAAAUUAAACUGGUACUUUCAGGUGUCGGUGAUCUGAGUUCAAUCAACCCCCCACACUAUGAACUGAAAAAUGAGCGUCAACUCAACCUUGGGAAUCAAUCGACGGAGGCCCCAUGCGAAUCGUCCUUUAUCUCAUAUUCUAAUGUGGUGCAUCCACCUACCGAGUCACCGGAGUCAGUAAAUUGCAGUUAUGUCAACCAAUCAGCGAAAACAGUCUCAACAGAGCCGCGUUCCGCUUCUGGUCAUAGUGAGGAAUGCAGCCCUCCGCAACAGUCUCAUGUUCGGAAAGAAAUAGUGGAACUGGAAAUGCGCGCUCGAGCUAUCAGAUCAAUGCUUGGUUCCAGACGCAAUUCGUGACUCCAGUGGCACCGAAGAACCCCAUCAUCACCCGCUUUAUUUUACCUUUGAUGUGCUGCUGAGGAGCGUCACCUUGUUCAGCAGAGAAGCUUGUACAUAAAAUAACCAGUCAAGUAGAACAAUUCUUGAGUCCUUAAGGCUUGCGCUGCGAAUGAACACAGAUCCGUUUUACGUACAUCUUACUGCAUGUGUGCUUUUGAAGGGGGUACGAGUCCGAAUCUCGGUCGGUUGGGAUGGUUCGGGACAAGAGUCUGAGCUGAUUCACCGGUAACUGUGGUGCAGGAAUGUGCAAGUGUUUCUCACAACGCAACCAGCAUGACUUAAUCUCAAAGAAGCAGAAUGCAGUUUAUCAGUGAGAGAAAUCAAUCGGAAUUGAUUACGAUCAAGGUAGAAGAGUGCAUUAGUUUCUGAAGUCUCCACGAGGGCUGUAAAGCCGAAUUAUAUCAGAUCUAUCUGGAAAUGCAAGCUUUGUGCAAUUGACAUAAUUUUCCAAAAUUGUAUCCAAGGAGCGGUUCUGUUUGCUUUUCUUUUCCCAGCUCAACACUUUAAAGUUCUCGUCCAUGGCUACGAUGUGAUAGGUCAAACCGGAGAAAAAGUGCAUAUUUUUUGAAAUUAAUACGUUGUAUUUUAACCAAAGCGUACAUUAGACGUUAUGCUAAAGCAUCACCUUGUUGGCACUGUAAAUAACUUGGCGGAUCUGAAAGGACGAAGUUUUGGACUCGAUUUGCUUAGAAGCGAGGUGAUCACCAUUUUCCCACUUCAGCUUUCACGUGAACACGAAAGCCGCGAGUUUGGUACGCUCACGUAAAACAGCUAACCGUUAGAUCCAAGCGAAGUGUGGAGGCCAGCUAUGUGUGUGAAGCAAUGACCUUGAUUGUUGAAU
Messenger RNA from Dicrocoelium dendriticum, 1936 nucleotides. The record is from the annotation of a GenBank genome assembly. Lineage: Eukaryota; Metazoa; Platyhelminthes; Trematoda; Plagiorchiida; Dicrocoeliidae.